AUAGGUAUUUAUUAUUUAUAUGCUUUGUUUAUUUAUUUAUUUAUUUUUAUAUUUUUAUUACAUAUGCGUGCGCAGCGUAUCAAAUUGAUUGUAAAAAUAGCCGUAAAAAUAACCGAACAAAAGGAAAGUGGACACUUGCAUUUGCUUGCAUUUAAUUUUUGUAAAUUGCACUAAACUGCACUUUAUGCCUUAUGGUCUGUACUCUCUCUCUCUCUCAUACAUGAAAAAUCAAAACAAAUCAAAAUGAAAUACGAUGGACCAACAAUUGGUGAAAGACAAAAUGAUGCUGGAGAUGCUGGUGGCCAAAAAAAAAGUUCAUUUAGAGCUAAAGAAAAAUUUUCAACACCAACUAGUCAUGAAAUGAUAAAUCUUCGUGAAAUUCAAAAUUUAUAUUCAUCUAAUCUCUUUCGUUUACAAAUUGAAGAACUAUUGGAUAAUGUUAGAAUAAAAGAAAAGUAUAAAAAUAAAUUUAAUGACUGGUAUUUAAAAUUAAAUAACAAUAUCAAUUUGAUGGAAAAGCUAAAGCCAACAAAUGUAUGUAUCAUUGGAGCUUAUUCAAUUGGAACAACAAUUGGUCCAUCAGCAACGAUUGAUAUAAAAAUGGAGAUACCAAGUGAAUUUAUUUCUAAAAAUGAUGAUGAAUAUACAAAACAACAUACAGCAUAUCUUAAUUAUGUUGCAUCAAUCAUUCACGAUGACAUUGUAAGUGAAAAAAGUCUAACAGGAGACAGUUCAUGUCCAAAAUUGAUGUUAACACCAACUGGAACACUGUCAAAGUAUAUCAAAGUACUUGUUCAUUUUGUGUCAUCAGUUGACUCAAUUAAAAUUGAUGAAGCUAAUAAUUUAUCAAUUGAAAUGUUAAAGAAUUAUCCCAGCAUCAUUGAUGGUAUAAAACUUUUAAAAAUUUGGCUGUAUCAAAGACAGCCAAGAAAUUUAACAUCAACAUUUAAUGGUCACUGUUUAACAAUGUUCAUGAUAUAUUUAUUGAAAAAAAAUAAAAUAAAUCGUUACAUGAGUUCCAAUCAGGUCAUCAGAAAUUUCUGGAUUAAUUUAUCAAUGUCUGAUUGGUCAAAUAAUGGAAUAAGCUUGGCAAAUAGUGAUGAAAUUAAACAUAAAAUUAUAUUCUAUCAUCAAUUUGAUGAUUGUGUAUUUAUUGAUUCAACUGGUAAUCAUAAUAUAGCUCAAUCAUUGACCAAAAUGAAUUAUGAGUGGAUUAAAAAUCAAGCUAAAUUAGCUAUUGAAUGUCUUGAUAACAAUGUCAUUAAUAAUUUUCAUGUGUUGUUCAUGACACCAGUUAAAUUUUAUAUAAAUUAUGAUCAUUUAUUAAUUAUUGAUGGUAAAAAUCAAUCACAACUUGAUGAUAUUAUUUCAACGUUAAAAAAAGGUUUUAAUAAUAGAAUAGAUGAAAUAUUUAUAAUGCCUAAACAAGUAGCCAACAAUGAAUCAAUGGAAAAUAUGCAAAAUAAAAUUUACAUUGGUAUCAGAUUAAAUCCUUAUACAAGUUUGAAUAUUAUUGAACGUGGUCCAACAGCAAAUGAUCCAGAAGCCAUUGAGUUUAAAAAUUUUUGGGGUGAUAAAUCAGAAUUACGAAGAUUUCAAGAUGGUGAUGUGUGUGAAGUUGUCUGUUGGGAAAAAGCUAAAACACUUGCUGAUAGAAGAAUGAUAUGUCAAAAAAUAACAGCAUAUUUAUUAAAAAACAAAUUUAACAUAUCAAAGAAUGAAUUUACAUAUAUUGGUAAUGAAUCUGAUGAAUUUUUGAUGUUAAAAAAAAUGAAAAUAAAACAUUUUUCAAAUGGUACUGGUGAAGAAGCUGCUUUACAAGUGAUAAAUGUAUUUUCUGAGCUUCAAAAUGAACUGUUGUCAUUGACAAAUUUACCAUUGUCAAUAAAAAGUGUUGAUGGAACAAGUGGUGCAUUGAGAUAUACAGAUGUAUUUCCACCACUUGCAACAAUUUAUAAAACAAAAUUUAAAUAUGCACCAGCAAUUGAUGCUGUUAUUAAUUUAUCAUCAAGUAAUAAAUGGCCAAAAGAAAUCGAAGCAUUUAGAAAAACAAAAAUUGGAUUUUACAUAGAAAUUUCAAAUUGUUUACGUCGUGAAUAUAAUUUAAAAACAAAAGUAUUAACAAAUGGUAUAAUUGUAUUUAAAUGUGGUUUUAUAUUUCGUCUUGUUAUUGCUGAAGAUAAAGAAAUUGUAUUAUUAAAACAAAUUAAUAAUAAUGGUGUUAUUGAAUACAAAAAUAAUGAUGAAUCAAUUGAGAUGGAAAAAAAAUUAUUUCAUUUGCCAAAAUUAUGUAGUGCAUUGCAUGCUUUACACUUGCAAAAAUCAUCAUUUGGACCAACAUGUUGUCUUGUUAAACGUUGGCUAUCUGCUCAUUUAAUUGAUGAUUUUUAUAUACCAGAAAUUGUUGUUGAAUUAAUUGUUGCAUAUGUUUAUUUAUCACCACAACCAUAUGAACCAGUUCACAUGCCACAAGCUGGAUUUAUGAGAUGUCUUGAAUUUUUUUCAAGUCAUCAAUGGAAAACUGAACCAAUUAUUGUCAAUUUAAAUAAUCAAAUAACAAAUGAAGAAAUUAUUACAAUUCAAAAUCAUUUUGCUACAUUAAAUAGAGAAGAAUCAUUACCAUAUUUAUUUAUUUCAACUCCUUAUGAUCAUUUGAGCUCAAUGUGGACAAUUAAUUCUCCAAAUAAAAUGAUUUUACAACGUGUUAGUUUAUUAGCUAAAGAAACAUUGAAGCUCGUUGAUAUACAAUUUAAUGAAGGUAUUAAAUUUAACUGGAGACCAAUGUUUAAAUCACCAACAAAUGACUAUGAUGUAUUGAUACAUUUGAAGGAUGAAUUUAAUUCAAAAAGAUAUCAAUCAUUUGAUCUUGAUGAUGAUUCAGUUGAUGAAGAGACUUGGCAUCCAUACAAGCAACACACUGAAGAAGAAAUUCCACUUGUUGAAUUUGAUCCAGUUGAGUGUUACUUGAAAGAACUCAGGACUGCAUAUGGUGAUAUUGCACUAUUUUUCCAUGAUAAAUAUGGAGGAUCUAUGAUUGGUGUAUUGAUCAAACCAUUUGCAAUGGUAGAAAAAAAAUUCCAAAUAUCAAAUGUUAAUUAUCGUAAACUUUAUGAUAAUGAUAAAUUGAUUUUAAAUUUACCAGCAAUUAUAGAAGAUUUUACGAUUAUUGGACGUGAUUUAGUUGAUGAUGUUAAAUUACAAACAAAAUUGUAUUAACACUUAAACUAUUAUUAUUAAUAUUGUUUCUAUUAUUAAUUAAACAAU
This is a messenger RNA of Aphidius gifuensis, 3264 nucleotides long. RefSeq names its product nucleolar protein 6-like. The coding region runs from base 244 to 3216 and encodes 990 amino acids. The transcript has 3 exons. Gene Ontology annotation, biological process: rRNA processing; tRNA export from nucleus. The record is from RefSeq and is a predicted model, not a curated record. Gene Ontology annotation, cellular component: UTP-C complex; CURI complex; small-subunit processome. NCBI's taxonomy places the organism in Eukaryota, Metazoa, Arthropoda, Insecta, Hymenoptera, Braconidae.